Penicillium verrucosum is the source of this 2352-nucleotide messenger RNA. RefSeq names its product mannosyl-oligosaccharide glucosidase (gene cwh41). Bases 1 to 2352 code for a protein of 783 amino acids. Gene Ontology annotation, cellular component: endoplasmic reticulum membrane. NCBI's taxonomy places the organism in Eukaryota, Fungi, Ascomycota, Eurotiomycetes, Eurotiales, Aspergillaceae. The transcript has 5 exons. Gene Ontology annotation, molecular function: Glc3Man9GlcNAc2 oligosaccharide glucosidase activity. Gene Ontology annotation, biological process: oligosaccharide metabolic process; protein N-linked glycosylation. The record is from RefSeq and is a predicted model, not a curated record.
AUGCGUCACCUCAGAAUUUCAGCGUUAUUGACUUCGCUGCUUUGUGCAACUGGGAUUGUUGCAAGCGAAGAUCCCAAUGAUGUGUCCGUUUUGAUUAGAGAGGCUGGACGCGCCAGCAACGAGUCCCUGCUAUGGGGUCCCUACAAGUCGAAUCUCUACUUUGGAGUGCGUCCUCGCAUUCCAAAGAGUCUUACAGCAGGAUUGAUCUGGGGAAAGGUUGACGAUUAUGCCGGUGCUCAACAAAACUUUAGACAUACAUGCGAACAAAAUGAAGGAAUGACCGGGUAUGGCUGGGACGAGUACGAUAUCCGCAAGGGUGGACGGGAAACCAUUCACGACGCUGGGAACAGCUUGGACUUGACAAUCGAUUUCAUCAAGGUUCCCGGUGGUCAGCACGGAGGUAGCUGGGGAUUCCGAGUUAAAGGCACGCCCACAGAGGGUGCAGACCCCGACCAGCCCGUCUCGGUGAUCUUCUAUUCCACUCUUGAAGGCUUCGGUCACUUGGGAGCUGAUUCUUCAUCCUCUGAGUCCACUGGCGUGGAAGGCAAUGUCAAGCUCGAAGGAUACUCCACUGAACUUGGUGAUUUCGCUAUCGAUGUCACCACUGGACCGGAAACCAAUUCGUACCCCCGCUACAAUCAUCCUAGCUCCACAGACAAGCCAUUGGAUCGCAGCAUUGUAGCUAGUGUGGCCUUCCCAGAGGAGCAACUUUGGCAAGCAAAGGGAAUCUUCUUCACUCAAUUGAAGGCGGAGGUGGAUGAAGCCCUUGAAGAGUACGGAAAAGAGAACAUUUCUCCCCCAGCCCAGCUGUUUACUAUCAAGCAUAAGCCUGGCCAGGGCAAUGCCCAUCUUGUCCAGAAGGUUUUCACAGCUGCUCCGCCACAGGCGCCAUUUGACUCGCCGAAGUACUCGGGCUUCUCCAAGGCAAUGCUGUCUAACCUUAUCGGUGGCAUUGGAUACUUCCACGGCGAUGAUGUCGUGGAUCGGUCUGCAAACCCUGCGUAUGAAGAGGAGAAUGAAGGCUUCUGGGAGGAGACUGCCGAGGCUAGGGCUGCCGUGCAGCCUGUUAUUGAAGGCCCGAAAGAGCUUUUCACUUGCGUUCCCUCCCGGCCAUUCUUCCCUAGAGGGUUCCUUUGGGAUGAAGGUUUCCAUUUGAUGCCCGUGAUUGAGUACGAUACCGAUCUUGCGCUCGAGAUUAUCAAGAGCUGGUUCCACUUGAUGGACGAGGAUGGGUGGAUUGCCCGUGAACAAAUUCUCGGUCAAGAGGCACGCAGCAAGGUGCCUCCGGAGUUUACGAUCCAAUAUCCCCAUUACGCAAACCCACCUACUCUGUUCAUGGCCUUGGAAGCAUUCAUGGACAAAGUCAAGACUAGCAAUAACAAGAGCAACGAGUUCGAAUCCCUGGACAACCAAGAUGCGACCGCGAGCCUGCGCUCUGCCACAGUCCGACACCCGGAACUGUCUGAAGCAUACCUUCGCUCAUUCUACCCGCUCCUGAAGAAGCACUACAACUGGUAUAGAAACACCCAGCGCGGCGAUAUCAAGUCAUAUGACCGUGAAGCAUUCUCGACCAAGGAAGGCUACCGCUGGCGCGGACGUUCCGUGCAGCACAUCCUCACUUCUGGCAUCGAUGACUACCCCAGAGCUCAGCCGCCGCACCCCGGUGAGCUGCAUGUUGAUCUGAUCAGUUGGAUGGGAAUGAUGACUCGCGCUAUGCGUCGCAUUGCCGAGAGCCUCGGCGAGGAAGAAGAUGCCGAGGAAUACGCCUCCUACGAGACUGCUAUCACUCGCAACAUUGAUGACUUGCAUUGGGAUGAGAAGGAGCAGACUUUCUGUGAUGCGACUAUCGAUGAAUACGAAGAGAGUGUCCACGUCUGCCACAAGGGUUACAUCUCCAUCUUCCCCUUCCUGACUGGUAUGCUGGGUCCUGACAGCCCUCGUCUCAAGGCCAUCUUGGACUUGAUCGGUGACUCCGAGGAGCUGUGGAGUGACUACGGUAUCCGCAGUUUGAGCAUGAAGGAUAAGUUCUACGAGACCGAUGAGAACUAUUGGAGAAGCCCUAUCUGGAUUAACAUCAACUACUUGGUGUUGAAGAAUCUCUAUGACACUGCAACGGUGUCCGGUCCUCACCAGGAACAGGCGCGGGAGAUGUACUCCGACUUGCGGAAGAAUUUGGUCGAGAAUGUCUUCCGCGAGUGGAAGAAGACUGGAUUCGCUUGGGAACAGUACAACCCUGACUCGGGCAACGGCCAGCGGACACAGCACUUUACCGGCUGGACCAGUAUGGUGGUGAACAUGAUGUCCAUGCCUGAUUUGGCCGGAGUUGAAAAGACCACUCAUGACGAGCUGUAA